AUUGACAUGACAUUGAACAAAAAAAAAUAAAAAGUAACAUGGCCGUUGCAACGGCGUCAUAAAUACUUUUCUGACAUUGUUUAUAUUUGUUCAACGAAAUCAAGCUAAAUUUAAUCAUAAAAUUGUUAUCUUGUGCUUGUUCCGAGUAUAAUGUAAUCGCAGCAUUAAUAUUCUUGGCUUACCACGUUUGAUGAUGUAUUGAAAUUGCCACACGAUAGAAUGUCAAACAACACUGUCGGCUCGUCGGGGCCUGCUCCCGGCAAAAUACGUGGUCCUGGAAGGCCACCAAAGCGUACGUGUACAUGGUGUGCAGAAAGCAAAACCCCACUGAAAUAUGUUCUGCCCACUGAAAACGGCAAAAAAGAAUUUUGCUCUGAAACUUGCCUGUCUGAAUUUAGACAAGCGUACAGCAAAGGCGCCUGUCUUCAUUGCGACAAUGUUAUUCGCGGUAAUGCUCCUUCAAGCAGCAAGAAUUUUUGUUCUACAUAUUGUUUGAAUAAAUAUCAAAAGAAAAAUGAAAAAAGGACGACCUCACCUCAAUCAGGUAACGGCGCAAAUGGGUCCGAAAAUCAUGGCAAUAAUAAUUCUACGGGAUCAUUUUACGACAUUUAUCUAGAUUUUGAUUGGAAUGAAUAUAUGAAAGAAACUAAUAGUGUUGCAGCACCUCAGGAAUGCUUUAAACAGGCAGCAAUUCCUCCAGUGAAUGAUUUUAAAGUAAAUAUGAAGCUGGAGGCACUGGACCCACGUAACCUGACUUCUACAUGUAUUGCGACUGUGGUUGGAGUGCUAGGUCCACGUUUGCGACUGAGGCUCGAUGGUAGUGAUAAUAAAAAUGACUUUUGGAGAUUGGUUGACGCAGGAGAUAUUCAUCCAAUUGGACACUGUGAAAAAAAUGAUGGAAUGCUGCAGCCUCCCCUUGGUUUUCGGAUGAAUGCAAGUAGCUGGCCGAUGUUUUUGCUGAAGACAUUGAAUGGUGCUGAAAUGGCCCCUGCAAAAGUGUUUCAACCAGAGCCCCCUACUCCUAAAACAAAUAUGUUUGUAGUCGGUCAGAAGUUGGAAGCAGUAGACAAAAAGAAUCCACAGUUAAUAUGUUGUGCUACUGUUGGGGCUGUUAGAAAUGACCAGAUCCAUGUGACUUUUGAUGGUUGGAGAGGUGCAUUUGAUUAUUGGUGCAAGUACGACUCCAGGGACAUAUUCCCAGUAGGCUGGUGUGCAAGAGCUGGGCACCUCUUGCAAGCUCCUGGCCAGAAGAGUGCCACUGCACCAUCUAGAUUUAAGCUACGACCUAGUGGUAUUCCGAACCCUGCAUUGCCUGAAGGUGGGUCUACUGGAGCUAGUAAUUCGAGUAGCCCUGGGACGUCGUCUUUGGCAACAGUGGUGCGUUUACGCAUUCGUAGCAGCUGCUCUGGUGGAAGCAGUUUGUUACCGACUGCAGUAUCCGGAACAGGGCCCUCUGGGGCAGCAGAGGCACUUGUGAAAGAACUACUGAGUGUCCAUCCAGACCCACAAAGAUUGACCCGAGCAAUACUCACAGCUUCCAGUAGCUAUUCUAAUAUAAAUAAUGUGCAGGUCACCACUGGUUCAAAAAAUUAUUCAGUUAAAGUGCCAUCAGAGUUAACAAUGGACGAAUUAAAGAAUUGGUUAAAGGCUGUAUGUGCAGGCGUUGGGUGCUGUGUGGGCAUGAUAGAGCUGGACACUGGAGAUGCCGCUGGUCGGCCAUGUGCGCUCUGUGGGGAGUCCACUUCAAAUAAUGUCACUUCUGCUCUUAAAAGACCUCAAAGUGAGGAUAAGGAGGAGGGUGUGAACGGCACGAGUUCGGGCGCGGGUGGCAAGAUGGCGCGCGUGUCGCCGGAGCGGCCCGAGGUGGCGUCGUCGACCACGGGCGCGCCGCCGCCGCCCGCGGCCGGCGCGCCGCCCGCCGACUGGUCCGUGGAAGACGUCAUCGGGUUCAUCGCCGCCGCCGACCAGGCGCUGGCAGCACACGCCGACCUCUUCAGAAAACAUGAAAUCGACGGGAAGGCGCUCAUGCUACUGAACUCGGACAUGAUGAUGAAGUACAUGGGCUUAAAACUAGGCCCAGCUCUAAAAAUUUGUAAUUUAGUUUCGAAAAUUAAAAAUCGUCGACAUUAUAGCACUUAAGUAGUUAUACAAUAAUUCAAACACUCUUAGAGUCAGAAACUAUAAGUUUCAUAUUUUUAAGGUAAGUGUAUUUUAUUGCAUUUUAAUGAUAAAUUAAUUAUUUCCGUUUUUUCAGAAUCUAAAUGUUGAUCUGAAGUGGUUUUCAUAAGAAUAUUAUUACAUUCAAUCAAUAUAAUAGUAGUAGUCUUACGUGUUUUGUCUAAUUGCACCUUCAAUACAUUAGCAAAAUUUGUGAGUUAUUCCAUUUGCUCAACUCUGAUCAUAUAUUUAAACUGUAUGUAUCUCCUGUUUUCACUGUUAUUUUACCUUGAUUAAUAUUAGUAACUAAGCAUAUCCUUACUCUGGACUUGCUUAUUAUUAAUGAUUCGUUAUUUCUGUAAAUUAUAUAAA
Molecule: messenger RNA, 2529 nt
Organism: Ostrinia furnacalis (Asian corn borer)
Lineage: Eukaryota; Metazoa; Arthropoda; Insecta; Lepidoptera; Crambidae
Gene: Scm
Product: Polycomb protein Scm
Exons: 5
Coding region: 220-2139 (639 amino acids)
Biological process (GO): negative regulation of DNA-templated transcription
Cellular component (GO): nucleus
Molecular function (GO): zinc ion binding; histone binding; chromatin binding
Source: RefSeq, a predicted model, not a curated record